Messenger RNA from Notolabrus celidotus (New Zealand spotty), 1153 nucleotides. RefSeq names its product apolipoprotein D-like. Lineage: Eukaryota; Metazoa; Chordata; Actinopteri; Labriformes; Labridae. The transcript is spliced from 7 exons. Gene Ontology annotation, molecular function: lipid binding. Gene Ontology annotation, biological process: tissue regeneration; brain development; lipid transport. The record is from RefSeq and is a predicted model, not a curated record. Bases 210 to 869 code for a protein of 219 amino acids.
CUGAGUGCUGCCAGUGAUCAUCAAAGAAUCUUCCACACCUUGUUGUAUCAUUAGGAUAUUAAAGGUAUUCCUGAAGGUAUUUAACAGUUUUCUGCCCUCUAGUUGAAGACGUUUCCUCUCUGCCAAAAACAGGCAAGAAAUCAACACAAACUGAAAGUUCCUCACAGGAGCUUUAAUCUGUGUCAGUAUUACAGCAAGAACAAGGAAAGAUGACUGUAACACAGCAGUUGAAAAAAAUAUCUGUUGAGGUUUUUGGCUGCUUGAAGAUGAAGGAAUACAAGACUGAAUGCAUAGCUAAUGAAUGUUUGAAUAUGAAGGUCCUGUUUGUACUUCUCCUGAGUGCUUUGAGGGCUGACAGUCAGUCCUUCCACCAAGGCAACUGCCCCAAACCGCCUGUUCAAGAGGACUUCAACGUCACAAAGUACAUGGGCACCUGGUAUGAAAUAGAGAAGCUCCCAGCCUUGUUUGAAAGAGGCAAAUGUAACCAAGCUACAUACAGUCUACUUGAUGAUGGGACAGUGAAGGUUCGCAAUGCAGAGCUGCUGGCUAAUGGAAAGAUAAGUACAAUCGAAGGUGUGGCCACAGUAAAAAAUUCAUCUCAUCCUGCGAUCCUGGAUGUCGGCUUCUUUAAAGGUGUCCCAGAUGCUCCAUACUUGGUUCUCUCCACAGACUACCACACAUAUGCUCUGGUGUACUCUUGCGCUGACUACUAUGGUUUCUUUCACAUCGACUUCGCCUGGAUCCUGGCUCGCACUCGGGUGCUGCCUGAAGAUGUUGUCAGUCAGUCGCACGAUAAGCUGGCUGCUGCUGGUGUGAACAUAAAGCGCCUUACAGUCAGCAACCAAACAGGAUGUGACAUCAUGACCUGAGGCAUGAGGAGGAACAAAAUGAGAAGAUACUGAACACGUGAUUUAAACUGUUGUGGAAACUCAAAACGCUGUGAUGUGACAAAAUGAUUUUUAUAUUUAGUGAGAUAUAUAUUAUUAUUUCAGCGUCUAAACAUCAGAUCUAGUGUUUUGAGGUCUUAACAUUAAAAUCAACGUAAACCAGGAUGAUCACAUGACUUUAUCAGCACCCGAACAAUGGAAGGAAUCCACAGAGCUGUAAAAUACUAAAUCUGUUUCUGUAUGUGAUAAAGAAGCAUUUUUGUCUC